Molecule: messenger RNA, 5128 nt
Organism: Gadus morhua (Atlantic cod)
Lineage: Eukaryota; Metazoa; Chordata; Actinopteri; Gadiformes; Gadidae
Exons: 8
Coding region: 2518-3870 (450 amino acids)
Source: RefSeq, a predicted model, not a curated record
GCCAAGGGGAGACUGGUUUAGACUGAUAUUUAUUUAUAUAUUUUUUUAUAUUACAAUAGCGAUUUUAUAAUGAUAGAACGCCGGUUCUAAAUGGGUGAAGUAUCCCUUUAAGCUGAUGUAUAAGACUAAACUAUCAUGGUACAGGACCUGUUCCUACCCUUCCCUGUGGUCAGGGUCACCAGAUAAUGGUAUGGGUCAUUCUAUGUUCCUCCCCUAUGGUCACCAGAUGACGGCAGACAGAAUCGGAUUUCAGAGGCCAGCAUGUUUUGUUUCCCUGGCAACUCUAGGCUGCGUGAAAACACACAGAUGUUAAUAUCAGUCACCAAAAGGGUUGACAAAUUAACCAAAAACCAAAAUGUACUCUUGUUUCCUCUCUCCUGCUCAGACACUUCCUGUUUCUGUGUAUGAAAAUAAUUCUGACCCAUAGCUCCGCCCCUUCAGCACAGAGAGAACCAAUAGAGCUUCAGGAGCUGCCUUGUCCAAUCAAAUCAGAGACAGCAGGUCCUGUACUCUGUGGUCAACUGUAAAACACACAAAUCAAAUCAAAUUUAUUGUAAUUUUGUUGAUUGAACAACAAAACGAGAAGGCGUUUCUCCGGGAUCAAGAUCAAGUACACAUACAUUUCAAACAAACGUCCCAAUGAUGAAUAAAUAAAUAAAUAAUGAAUAAAGUCCAGUGAGAAGAUCUAUGACGCUGGUGCAUUGAGCAUCCUGACAGCUUGAGGCAGGAAGCUGUUCUGCAGCCUGGUGGUGGAGCAUCUUAAGCUGCGAUAGCGCUUCUUGUAGGGUAGGAGCUGAAAGAAGCUGUUCAGAGGGUGAGAGGGGUCUCUCACUAUUUUCUGGGCCCUAUUCCUGCAGCGGCUUAGGAAUAUGUCCUGGACAGAGGGAAGUGAGGCUCCAAUGACCUUUUCCGCUGAUCUCACCACUCUUUGCAGGGCCUUUUUGUCCGCCACACUGCAGCUGGAGAACCAGGUAGAGAUGGCGUACGUCACAACGCUGUGGCUGAGUAAGCCUCUCUUGGGAUUUCUAUAGAGUUUGGGGACUUCAGCCUCCCAGGGUGACUAAGGCUAAUUUCUUUUUUCAAGAUAAAAUUACAAGACAGAUAAAGAAAGCAUAUCAGCAUUGUACACCAUAUCCAAUUAUACACUGCAUAGUGGUAGGCUACUGAGCCUGAAGCUUUGGCUUGAAAGGUCCUCAUUCAACCAUAGAAGGAAGUCCACCUGAAUGAGUUAGCCUUCUUUUAGCAAUAAUAAAGCUAUACCUAGUGGUCAACCUGCAAGAGUUAGCCUACUGUCAGCUCUGAUGCUAAAAAAGAGAAUUGCUUUAGGUCUGACAUGGAGAACCGUAUGCAGUAAGGUUUUCUUCUAGCCACGACAGCUAUGUGAUGGUUUUCUGCAUAUGUGCUAAAUAUCUCCCACCACAGACUCUUGAUUGUUUAUGUUCCUCUCUUAUUAACUUCUCAUAACUUAACAUAAAGAUUGUGACAUUUACAUGUUAACAUUGUUGCUGCCAGAUUUCUAAGCCAGUAUUUCGAAUUCUACAACAUGGGCCUUUCAGACUGUUACUGUUAUUAAGAGCAAUACCAAUAAAUGAUUUUUCAGUGUCGACAGACAGACUAUUAAUUUGUAUUACAAUUGAUUUUCUGUUAAUUGUAAAGGUGCAUUUUACCCACUACAGAUAUUCAGAGAGUUAAGGUUGAAGUGAUCAGUUAAAAAAGAAUACACAUGCUUAGAGAUAAGUACCAGGGUGAGGUAGUUCUCUAAGGAAAGGAACACAUAUUGUUCUACUCAGGCCACUUCCAUAUUAACCAUAUCAACAACACAGUACCCCUCACUAAUCACUACGUGGAUGAUUUUGCUAGAGAUGACGUCAAGCUCACAUUAGCCAGUUUAACCAACUAGUAAGCUGUGUAGAAAACUGUUCAAAAGUUUUAUGUUUUUAGCUGAAAAUACGAUUUCAUCCUGUUUUGUAAAUUAACUAUUAAAAAAAGUAAGUACAAAUAUCUGUAAAAAAAAAAUAGAGAAAUAAAAAGAAGAGAAGUAGAUAAAGAUGAAAAUAGCAGAAGAUAAAACAAGAAGGAACUUUGUGCCACUGUGUUCUUAAGUUGAUUCAAUGCUCCGGGCCUGGAAGUCCAAACCCUUCUUGUUAAUACUGCUGCUGAUUAUGAAAAGAAGAGGAAGGUUUGAAAGUUUCCUUUUUCUUGUUCAGCUUAGUACAUGCUGAACUGGCAAACACAUCAGACUAGCUUCUCUUCUACAGUAAGACCAAAACUUUGUUUGUAUUUUAAUUUCACUGUUAACAAUUUAGUUCAUAUAUUGAUGACUACAAAUCCUAUCAAGAUAAGUAUUUUGGUUUUCUCGGUUUAAAUACCAUUAAAUACCAAUGUUUUGUUUUUUUCAUACUGAUGUAUUUUUCCUUUUAUGUACUUUUGAAAUUUGAUCUCUUUUUUUUUUAGCUGCAGGUGAGUUUAAAUAUCUCACCAGAACAACAAAGUGAGAGAGGAGAGGACCAGAGAACUAUGAAUUUGCCAUUUCUAGCUAUCCUUCUGUCAUUACCAGCGCUCCAGAGUAAUGACUAUGCAGUUACUUACACACCUACUGAUGUCUGCGCAUUAAGAGAAUCAACGGUUGACAUCCACUGCACCUAUGAAUUCCCUUAUAACAACGAUUACAGCGUCAAAAAACUGUGGUUUACUAAAGAAGAGAGCAAUAUGCCAGUUAAUCUGACAAAUGAUGCUGACUACGCAGGUCGUGUUGAAACCAGCUGCGGAACGAUAAGAUGUCAUUUGUCCAGCUGUAAUGGAACAUGUACCUUGAGAAUCAAAGACUUGAGACAGACUGAUUCUGCUGAGUACAAGUUCAGGUUCAUAACAAACUUAGAAGUUGGGAAAUAUACUGGGCUCCCUGGAGUGAUGUUAUCUGUGACAGACCAGGUGAAGGUGUCCUUUCCUUCCUCUACUCAUCCUACCAGGGCAAAGAUGACAUGUCGCAGUAUGUGUAGUCUAGCUGGUGGUUUUACCUACAUCUGGUUCAGGAAUGGACAGUAUGUAGAACAGGGGAUCUACUACAAAGGCAACAUUAGUUCUGAAGACAACUAUUCAUGUGCUGUUGAAGGAUACAAACAUCUCCACUCUCCUUUAGUGUACGCUCCAAAGACCCCCUCAGUGACCAUGAGUCCCUCCGGGGAAAUAGAGGAGGGCAGCUCAGUGACUCUGAGCUGCAGCAGUGAUGCCAACCCAUCAGCUAACUACACCUGGUUCAAGGAACAUGAAGACUCAGUGGGACAAUCAGGACAGAAUUACACAAUCACUAAUAUCACAUCUGAGCUUGGAGGAAACUAUUACUGCCAACCCUGUAAUGCAAUUGGACGUCAUAAUUCCACCUUUUUGUUCAUUGAUGUGAUAGAGUUGACAUCAUCAUCACAGACAACAGCAGUAGCAGUAGGAACCAUUGGUGUCUUACUGGCCACCAUACUCCUCCUAGUCUUCCUCUGGAUGAGAACAAAGAGGGCCUCCAGAACCAGUGGACAGGGAGGGAGUACAGAAACCAUCGAGGAGCCAUUUCCUGUUCCGGUGUAUGACAACCUCUCAGCUCUGACCAUUAGCUCAGCUCCUGCAGUACAGAGAGAACUAAUAGAAGAUCAGGAUGACCUUCACUAUGCCAGCGUCCACAUCUCUCACUCAGAGAACCAGGAAGUGCCUCGCUGUUUGGCUGGCUCCUGUGUCCAAUCAGAUCAGACGGAUGAGGUCCUUUACUCUGUGGUCAACUUCAAAAGACACAACGCUGUGACUGAGGCCUGUGACCAGAGAGAAACUGGAAAAACCUCAGAUAAGGACAAAAAAAAAACCCAGGGGGUGAACGUGAACCAGUAGCGGCAGCAGGAUUUCAAUAGUGGGAUAGUGUCUCAUCGUUCAGUUUAAACAGGAAAAUACGCUGGCUGAUUGUUUGCUGUAUGUCCUAUGGUGCUUAAUUUCCUUUGCUGAAUACUUGCCACCAAUGGUUAUACAAGAUCUGAGGAUUUUUUUUGUUAUUUUUACUUAUUUACUUAAUUGUUCCACUUGUGAAGGCCACGAGCGAGGUCACAUUUUAACGCGUGACUGUUGCUCUUGUUGACGUUGCUCCGCUUCAUCGCUUCUAUCUGCUUGUUCCUUGAUUGUACUGCACCUGUAAGGGUCUUAAAUAACAAUACCGGUCAUUGUGAUCUAACCAUCAUAGCCAUCUCCUCUCUGCACUAAAUCAUUCUUCUACAGAAAAUAUAUUUUCCCCAUUUUAAUACAUUUCGACAAUUAAGUCACAAAGAACUGUAUUCAGCCAGUGAAUCAGAAACAUUUGAGACCCAAACGGAACCACAGUGCCUUUGAUUGGAUGGGUGCUGUAUAGUUUAUAUUACAAGUCUGUACACUGACUACUUCUAUAUCAGUAAAAGUUGAUAUUUGCAUUUUAGUAAUCAUUGUUUUGAGUGGUGUGAUCCUGUAAUCGACAUUACGAUAAUAAAUAAUAAAUAAAAGCUCAUUAUUAUGAUGGAUUAUCACUGGAUUAUUCUGUCGUGUUCUUGAAGAAAGUAGCCUAAACCCUAACCCUCACUUUAUUUGUUAAAGUAUUUCGGUAUGGUUACUAUGAAGCAAAAGGAGCGACAAACAGCAGAGCCUCUUCUAGCCCCUGCGCUUGCCCCGGGGCUCUCAAAGGGUCUGCCAUAUGUUUCUGACCUCAUCUGGUUCCUGGCGAUGCGCUUGUAUCAAGUAGGCGUGGCCUAUGUGAAUUGGGCGUGGCCUAUGUGACGUCUAAGCUCCGGCUUACGCGUCUGCCUUAAAGAUGUUGCCUUCUGUGGCUGGGGUAGAUAUUACAGCUUGUAGGCUAUGUUUGAUCCUGCUCCCUUGUGGCUGUGUGUUGUAAUUACAUCUUAUGUGCUUAAUUUACGUAACAAUUGCUGUGGACUUUUGCUUGGAUUGUAACUAAUUAUUACCACUGGGAUUAUCACUAUGGAUAGGGUGAUUACUGGGGGAACCUUCCUUCUAGGUAGUGUUAGGUAGUCAUUAGUCUACAUGUUGUUGCACAUAGAAACAUUGUAUGAAGCAGUCGUCUGCCUCAUGUACGAAAAUUGCUAUUUAAAUAAAGUUGCCUUGCCUUGUU